AUGGUCUCCUUCUCUUCUCUCGCUCUUGUUCUUUCCACCGUCGCUGGCGUGCUGGCCGCGCCAGGCUCGGAGAAAUACGUCGAGCUAGCCAAACGUCAGCUCACCACCUCUCAGACCGGCACCAACAACGGCUACUACUACUCCUUCUGGACCGACGGCGGCGGUGAGGUGACCUACACCAACGGCAACGGCGGCCAGUACAGCGUCGACUGGACUAACUGCGGCAACUUCGUCGCUGGAAAGGGUUGGAACCCAGCCAGUGCGAAAACGGUCACGUACAGCGGCACCUGGAAGCCCAGCGGAAACAGCUACCUCUCCGUGUAUGGCUGGACCACCAGCCCGCUGGUCGAAUACUACAUCGUGGAGAGCUACGGCUCCUAUAACCCCUCCACUGGGGCAACCCUGCUCGGCAGCGUCGAGAGCGACGGCGGCACCUACAACAUCUACAAGACGACCCGCGAGAAUGCGCCCUCGAUCCAGGGCACGGCAACCUUCAACCAGUACUGGUCUGUUCGGACUUCGAACCGGGUGGGCGGGACUGUGACGACGAAGAACCACUUUGAUGCAUGGGCCAAGGCGGGUCUGGAGCUGGGAGACUUUAACUACAUGAUUGUUGCGACGGAGGGAUACCAGAGCAGCGGGUCUGCUUCUAUCACUGUUUCUUAG
Molecule: messenger RNA, 666 nt
Organism: Aspergillus udagawae
Lineage: Eukaryota; Fungi; Ascomycota; Eurotiomycetes; Eurotiales; Aspergillaceae
Product: glycoside hydrolase family 11 protein
Exons: 2
Coding region: 1-666 (221 amino acids)
Biological process (GO): xylan catabolic process
Molecular function (GO): hydrolase activity, hydrolyzing O-glycosyl compounds
Source: RefSeq, a predicted model, not a curated record